Molecule: messenger RNA, 2227 nt
Organism: Aphis gossypii (cotton aphid)
Lineage: Eukaryota; Metazoa; Arthropoda; Insecta; Hemiptera; Aphididae
Gene: Gdi
Product: rab GDP dissociation inhibitor alpha
Exons: 1
Coding region: 399-1724 (441 amino acids)
Biological process (GO): small GTPase-mediated signal transduction; protein transport; vesicle-mediated transport
Cellular component (GO): cytoplasm
Molecular function (GO): Rab GDP-dissociation inhibitor activity
Source: RefSeq, a predicted model, not a curated record
UCAAUUUUUUUUUUAUUGAUAUUUCCGAUUGACGAAAUUUCGUCGACGUCAUUUUGUAUGGUAUAGGAAUAUACGAUAUACCUAGUAUUAUAAUAUUACUAUCGUAGUGUACACCUUAUUGUGUCUUACUUUAGUGUCUUUCACAACAACUCGACGUUUUGUUUAACUUUUUCUGCUUUCGUCUAAAUAAAAACACAGCUUCGCGACGCUGACGUGUGGAACGAUAAUAAUAGUUAUUUUUAAUUAUUUACAAUAAUUUAUUAGCGUGGCAAUAGUUUUUUGUUAUUCGUUAAACAUUUUUGAUUUCGCGUUCUUGGUUUGUCCAAGCGUAUCUGAUUAGAGAUUCAACCGGCCACGGCGUCCGGUUAGGACACACAGCGUGUUAUUAACAAAUUACGAUGGAUGAAGAAUACGACUGUAUCGUGUUGGGCACCGGUCUCAAGGAGUGCAUCCUAUCUGGAAUGCUGUCAGUUUCAGGUAAAAAAGUGUUGCACGUCGACCGCAAUAAGUACUAUGGUGGUGAGUCGGCGUCGAUCACGCCGCUGCAGGAGCUGUUCCAGAAGUUUGGCUUGAAAGAACCCGAUGAAAAAGAGCACGGGCGCGGCCGUGACUGGAAUGUCGACCUGGUGCCGAAGUUCCUCAUGGCUAAUGGUUUACUGGUCAAGCUGCUUAUACAUACAGGCGUUACGCGCUACUUGGAGUUCAAGUCGGUCGAGGGCAGCUACGUGUACAAGGGUGGAAAAAUCUACAAGGUACCUGUUGACCAAAAGGAAGCACUGUCGUCGGAUCUGAUGGGAAUAUUCGAGAAGAGGCGAUUCAGAAAUUUCCUGAUAUUUGUGCAAGACUUCCAGGAGAACGACCCCAAAACAUGGAAGGAUGUCGACCCACAGCGUAUGUCUGCACAACAGUUGUAUACCAAAUUUGGUUUGGACAAGAACACUCAGGACUUUACUGGUCAUGCUCUAGCUCUCUAUUUGAAUGAUGACUACAUUAAUGAACCUGCUGCCAAUUUGAUCAGACGUAUUAAGUUGUACAGCGAUUCUCUUGCACGUUAUGGAAAAAGUCCGUAUUUGUAUCCUUUGUACGGACUUGGAGAACUACCUCAAGGUUUUGCUCGUCUCAGUGCUAUUUAUGGUGGUACUUACAUGUUGAAUACUCCUGUUGAUGAAAUUGUUUUUGAAGGAUCGAGUGUUGUUGGCAUUAAAAGUGGUGGUGUUGUCGCUAAAUGUAAACAAGUUUUCUGUGACCCAUCCUAUGUAAAAGAAAGAGUGAAAAAAACUGGUCAAGUUAUCCGUUGCAUAUGCUUAUUGAAUCAUCCUAUACCAAACACCCGUGACGCACUUUCUACUCAGAUCAUAAUUCCACAGAAUCAGGUUAAUCGUAAAUCAGACAUUUACGUUUCAUUAGUAAGUAACACUCAUCAAGUGUCUGCACAAGGAUGGUUUAUUGCUAUGGUUUCUUCCAAAGUAGAAACUGGUAACCCAGAAUUGGAGAUCAAACCUGGUUUGGAUUUGUUGGGACCCAUCAAACAGAAAUUUGUAUCCAUUUCUGAUUAUUAUGAACCUAUUGAUGAUGGAAAAGAUAGCAAAGUAUUUAUUUCAAAGUCAUAUGAUGCUACAUCGCAUUUUGAAACAACGUGCUUGGAUGUUUUGGAUAUUUACAAACGAGCCACUGGAGAAGAGUUUGAUUUUUCUAAAAUUAAAUUAGAAAGCGAAGAUGCCUAAUUUACUAAAAUGCAUUUUCAUCAUAUAUUAUUAUAUUAUAUCUCAAUGAGAAAUUGUUUCUAUUUCAUAUUAUCUCGUAAUCAGUUUAUUGCCAAAUAUUGUUCUAAAUUUUUUUUGAGAAUUGAAAAUAUCAUUGCAGUCAAAUUAUGAAAUUAUUCCCUAUGGGUCAAUGAAAUAGGUACCUAAAGUUAAGAAUAUUAUGGUAGAAAUAUCUUAUUAAUUUAAAACAAAGUUAUUGUCAACAACCCUUUAGAUAAUCAUAAAAUAUAUAAAUAUUUAACAUAUAUGAAUAUUAUACAACUUUUUGUAAUUUUUAUUUUGUUUCUAUUAUUUCAUCCUUUUUGUAAAAAAAUAUUUAUCAUAAGUUUUACCUGUUUUUUUUUUUUGUCAUUUUUACAUUAUUGGCGUUAUCACGUAAUUAUGUUAAUGGGCGAUUUUCUUUAUGUAUGAAAAAUUUCGUGAUGUCAAUAUACAAUUUUAAUAAACCUACAAAAAUAUUUUAA